Molecule: messenger RNA, 2531 nt
Organism: Macadamia integrifolia
Lineage: Eukaryota; Viridiplantae; Streptophyta; Magnoliopsida; Proteales; Proteaceae
Product: phosphoglycolate phosphatase 2
Exons: 11
Coding region: 1296-2228 (310 amino acids)
Molecular function (GO): phosphatase activity
Source: RefSeq, a predicted model, not a curated record
AUUGACAUCAUUUAUGGCUUUAUGAUUCCUUUACCCCUCGGUGCUGGAAAACUUUACCUUAAAACAAAAGACAGGAAAUCUAGGACAAAUGAGAGAGCCCAUUCUGAUACAUGGGUUGUAUGAGCAAGGGCUUAGGUGGCUUGGAAGUAAGGAUGUCAAUUAGUUUGCUUUCAUUUUUUUGCUAUGUUUGGUUUGGUUCAAGAUAAAAUAUGGGAGAGGGGUUGGUAGGGGUGUUAAACCCUAAACCGAACUAGUAAAAUCGGUCAGAUUGAGUUGAUAACAAUUUAGAUCAAAUCAAACUGAAGUCUUGUUGGGUCAGUUUCGGUUUGGAGUAUUGAAACCCCAAACCAAAUUGAAUUGCAUUGAAAAUUGGAUGAACCCAAAACUAAAUUGAAACCGGCUCAAAACUUGGAUUGAAAUCGAAACCAAUCUAUAAUUCAUUAAAAAAAAUUAAAUUUUGCAUAGUUUUAUAUACCAAACUGGAACAAUAACUGAAACCAACCCGAUUAUAAAUUGAUAUAAGAAGUGGAAGACAAAUUGAAAUCAAAUUGCAUCGAAAUUGAAAUUUUCUUAUUGGUUUGGUUUCGAUUUCAGCAUUCUCACACCGAAAUCGAUUCAACCUGGAUCAAAAUCGAGCCAGACCGACCCAUUGACACCCCUAGGGGUUGGGUAUUCUGUUAGCUUUCGACAAGCUAGUGGUAUAUAUCAAUCAUAAGAUUGAACACAAAAGGGUAAGAGGGUCUUUUCUAAAGGGGACGAGAGAGAAUGACACAUGCUGGACACCUUGACCGUAUAUCUAGCCUUUAUUUUUAUAAUUCAAACUGAAAAAUUAUUUUCAUAACUUCAAACCGAUGGCCAAUGUUGACCGAAUUGGUUUUGUUUUAUUCGGUUUUAUAUUCGUUUUCAUUGGAAUCAUAUACGUUCUUGGUGAAGAGAAAAUGAAUGGAUGGAAUUUGAAACGGCAUGCAAACGCUUCUUUUAAGACUCAGGUUACUGGAGUAACCCCUGUAAAAUGUCUUAUAUAUCCCCUUUACUUCAGUCUCUUUUCAUAAUAUCACCCUCCAAAGUCCAAGGGCUAAAAUUGCACAUGGGCGGCGCAGGGAACCUUCCCCCUUAGUUUAUUCCUAGAGAACUAGAAUCUCCUCAAGCGUCACAGCCGUCCAGGAGGUGCGUGCCAUACGCUUUAGUUCGUUAAUCUUCUCGUCGUUUUCGCACGCAUCUUGCAGCCGAUUCUGAGUUUCUCUUCCUCGCACAGACGCAGGAUCGCUUCUUUCUGCUGAAACGCGACGCCAGCAAUGGAAGACUCUGGCAAUGUUGAUGGGGAAGUAGGAACUGCUCAGCUCCUCUGUCGUGAUAGCGUCAAGGCACUCGUCGAUUCUGUUGAAGCUUUUCUCUUCGAUUGCGAUGGUGUCAUUUGGAAGGGUGAUAAGCUCAUCGAAGGCGUUGCGCAGACAUUAGAGAUGCUUCGAUCCAUGGGGAAGAAGCUGGUGUUUGUGACGAACAACUCAACCAAGUCAAGAAAACAAUAUGCAAACAAGUUCCAUAAGUUGGGACUUGCAGUAAGCGAGGAUGAAAUUUUUUCGUCGUCGUAUGCGGCCGCCAUGUACUUGAAAACCAAGAAUUUCCCUCAAGAGAAAAAGGUUUAUGUGAUAGGUGAGGAAGGCUUAAUGGAAGAGCUGGAGCUUGCUGGUUUUACUCCUCUUGGUGGCCCUGAGGAUGCGAACAAGAGGGUAGAGCUGGAAUCCAACUUCCUAUUUGAACAUGAUAAGAGUGUUGGAGCAGUUGUAGUUGGACUUGACCACUAUAUCAACUAUUACAAGCUUCAGUAUGGAACCCUAUGCAUCCGGGAGAAUCCUGGUUGCCUUUUCAUUGCUACCAAUUGUGAUGCAGUGGGCCACAUGACUAAUUUGCAAGAAUGGCCAGGUGCCGGAUGUACGGUUGGUGCAGUGCGUGGAUCAACUCAAAAGGAACCUAUUGUUGUUGGAAAACCAUCAACGUUUAUGAUGGACUUUCUACUGAAGAAAUUCCAAAUACAUACCUCCAAAUUGUGCAUGGUGGGUGAUAGACUGGACACUGAUAUUUUAUUUGGACAAAAUGCUGGCUGCAAGACCCUCCUUGUUCUUACUGGUGUGACCACCCUACCUGUCCUUAAAGAUCCUACAAACAACAUUCAGCCAGAUUAUCACACAGGCAAACUAUCUGACUUUCUUGAACUAUUGGGACCAUGAUUGUGACAUCGGUCCUUCAUAAUUUUGGUAAGAGCUCUUUGGUAUACUUUUACACCAAUUAGCUGCCGAUUGGAACCACACACAACCCCCCCCCCCCACCCAAAAAAAAAUAAAGAAAGAUCUGCUUGAUUUAGCAACAUCUAUAUUUUGUAUAAGGGUCAGAACAGGAGUAUGUGGCCAUUUGCCUCUUACUGUACCAUUGUUAAUGGUUAAUAUGAGGAGCUUUGUUAUACACACAGAUCAACAAAACAUAUUCACUAAUAUUAUUUCCAUACCAUCUUGGAGGAUGGGAUGCAUGUUUGA